AUGUGCUCCUCCACAUCAACACUUCCGCUUCUCAACUUAAAAAAGGUAAUUCAAGAUCAUCGUGAACAGUACCUAAUGGCUUUCAAUAUUCCGAUGCCUUGCUUUCCACUAGCCUCUUUCUCAACCUUCCUUCUCGUUUCUAUCGCUUCAAGAACUACCUUUUCAAUUUCAGAUGUAGUUUGCACCGAUUCGACAAGAGUAAAAUUGCGAUUGGGAGAGAAGGUUUUCGGUGACUAUAUCCAUGCAAAUUACGUUACUUCUCCGCUGUUAACAACAAAGUUUAUCUGCACUCAGGGACCGUUACAGUCUACUAUUCAUGAUUUCUGGCGGAUGAUUUUCCAAGAACGGAUAGAGUCAGUUCUCAUGCUAUGCAAGCCAUGUGAGGACGGCCGACCGAAGUGUUCUAUAUAUUGGCCGGAGACAGUAGGAGAAACAACAGCAUUCGACACAGUAGUUGUGAAAAAUACUGGUGAAGAUGUCGACGAAUUCGCCACGUCAACGUCGUUAAUGGUGGAGUUAAAUCCGGAAUACGGUAUGGUAUGCAUUCGCAAGCAGACUUACAGGUGGCCAGACCGAGGCGUACCUGACCACAAUUCAUGCCGAAUACCUCUUUAUCUUCUUGACAGAGUACGGCAUGCUCCAUGUGUUGUUCACUGCUCAGCUGGUAUUGGUCGGACGGGUAGUAUCAUAGCUCUUGAGCUGGCACUUCAAAAAGUCGUAGUCGGUAACAAGAUCGACUUUGAACAGAUCGCUCGAGAGUUGAGAUGUGCCCGAGCCCAGUGCAUACAAACGGAAGUGCAGUAUCUAUACAUUCACCGGGUGAUGAUCGAGAACGCUCUUCUGCAUAUAAAUCUAAACGAAUCGACGCGAGCAACUGGGCAGCGGUUUCUUCGAGAGUAUGAUGAUAAGAUGCGAAAAUAA
This is a messenger RNA of Haemonchus placei, 921 nucleotides long. The record is from the annotation of a GenBank genome assembly. NCBI's taxonomy places the organism in Eukaryota, Metazoa, Nematoda, Chromadorea, Rhabditida, Trichostrongylidae.